AUGGUCUCGACCACGUACGACUCUAAGUUAGAUGCGAUAUCGAGGAAGAUAGACGAUAUCAGCCGGAGGAUGAGCCUGUUGAGUCACGAGCCGACCAAGAAUAUCAAAGCCAACCAGCAAGACCGUUACUCGUCCUCGUUCGGACCAACGCCAACUGCUUCCUCGCUCAGCUCUACACCAAAUCCAGGGCCCGUGUCUUAUAACCCCGUCGGCGAUGGAACCCGUGAAGUGCACGGCAGCCCGUCCAAAGCGCAGUACGAAGGAGAGUCGUCGCUGUUCGCUCACGCCGUCUUCGCCAGCCGGUUUCUGCAGGAUGCCGUGGACAACGCGACAAACGCCGAAGUCGCGCACGAGAUGGAAACCGUCCUGGGCAGCCUCAGGGCUGCCGUUCAGUCUGGGAAGCAACAUUCAGAUACACUCGAUAGCCUGUACCCUCAUGCCACAACGAUCCCACCCGGCUCGACGACGCGCAACCUCCCUUUGCCGCCCACCGACAAAGUGUUCAUGUGCCUGCGGAUGGCCAGGGAAUGUCCGCAAGUGGCUACGCUCUGGUUGGGCGACUUUAUCAGGCCUACUCAGUUCAAUGACUACUUUAUCAAAGUCGCAUCAUCGGGCCCGGCAACCGAAGCUGACUUGAUCAUCGUCCAUUGCGGUCUGUUCUGGCUGUUCUGUGAAUGCUCGAAAGCUGUCGCGGACGAGGAAACGAAGCAGGACUAUAACGCGCAGGCCUUCCAUUGCGAAGGAAACCUCCAAACGGUCCUUGCAAACCUUCGCUUUCAUCAGCCAACAAGUAUGGACUUGGUAUAUGCGAUGGGCAUGGCGGCGCUAUAUUGCCUUCAGAAGAGCAAGCCAUCUGCCGCGUGGAAUUUCAUCAACUCAGCCUCACAUAUAACUCAGGCUCUUGGCCUACAACAUAACACACCUACAGGCAUAGAAGGAGCGGAAGGAAAGGCCCAGAAGAAGGACCUGUUCUGGACCAUAUACAUGACCGAGAAGAUGCUGUCGCUCCGCCUAGGCCGUUCAUCGACUUUCCGCGAUCAGGACAUUACCUUGAGUCGCUCUGGUAUGCAGCGUCCCGGCAGCACGUUCUUGGCUGAAUUGGCCCCCGGCUGGAUCAACGUGGCGAGUAUCCAGGGCCGGAUAUAUGACGAGAUUUACAGUCCAGGGGCCCUCAUGCAACCGCCGCACAUCCGGACAUUCCGUGCCCAGGCUCUUGCGGAAGAGUUGAAAUCUGUCAUGCAACAUGCGCAAGACAUACAUGAUCAUUACACAGCGGCAAAAGGACAAGUACUAGGACUAGACUUCCACGAAAUAGCCAGAUUGUCCGACCGAGUCAUCGGCCUUUCCAUGCUGACGCUCAUCUACCGGAGCAUCGCUCCAGAGAACCCCUCCACGUCGGCAUUCUGUCACGAAUGCAUCGACGCCGCUAGAGAUACGCUCCGAGAACACGACAGAUGCGUGACCGUCAUCACCAAAGCGCAAGGGAAGACCGUGUUCCUGGAAGCAUACAUCAACUGGACAAUCAUCCAGUCUCCCUUCAUCCCCUUCAUCAUUCUUUUCUGCCAUAUCAUCGAGACCAGCGACGCCUCGGACCUAGAGCACAUGAUCGGGCUUGUCCAGACGCUGGAAUCGACAUCGAGCGAGAGCGCAUAUCGCAUGUGCAGCAGACAACGAAGUCUCUUUAGGGCGUUAUACGACGUCGCGGCCAAGUACGUCGAGGUUAAAUCGUGCGCGCACGGUGCGCAACCCGGAAUGUCGUGGUCGAUGGAGAGUAUUGGGCUGCAGGCAAUAAACUCGGCAGGGAAUGUAGGAUACCCGGGGACGACGAAUACUGUGUAUGUUCCUACAAGUCACAUGUCGUCGCGAGAUGAGGCGGUCGGGGAGGGGAUAGGGGUUGUGGAUGGGCUGGUUGGGCCUUGGGCGUUGCAGAAUCUGGCAGGUGGGGAUGUGGAUAUGGAGAUGGAUCUCUCGGGGGCUCAACUUUGGGAUUGGUUCAACAAGAACCAGUCUAUGAUGAGGAUGCUUGAGGAUGCAUAG
This is a messenger RNA of Aspergillus melleus, 2037 nucleotides long. Its product is annotated as putative C6 transcription factor. The transcript has 5 exons. Gene Ontology annotation, biological process: DNA-templated transcription. The record is from RefSeq and is a predicted model, not a curated record. Lineage: Eukaryota; Fungi; Ascomycota; Eurotiomycetes; Eurotiales; Aspergillaceae. Gene Ontology annotation, molecular function: zinc ion binding; DNA binding. The coding region runs from base 1 to 2037 and encodes 678 amino acids.